Messenger RNA from Ramularia collo-cygni, 2619 nucleotides. Its product is annotated as related to HRD3-involved in degradation of Hmg2p. NCBI's taxonomy places the organism in Eukaryota, Fungi, Ascomycota, Dothideomycetes, Mycosphaerellales, Mycosphaerellaceae. The transcript is spliced from 2 exons. Gene Ontology annotation, molecular function: protein binding. The record is from RefSeq and is a predicted model, not a curated record. Gene Ontology annotation, cellular component: endoplasmic reticulum membrane. The coding region runs from base 1 to 2619 and encodes 872 amino acids. Gene Ontology annotation, biological process: ERAD pathway.
AUGAAGCGACCAAUCCUCCCUUUCCUGCUGUUACUCUGCUUCCUCCUCGCCGUCACCUUUGCUCAAGAAGCGGAGAUUCUGGAUGAUCAGGCGGAUGUCCGGGUGGUGUCGGCGGACGGCAGGAAAGUGCGACAUGAGCGGGUCAUGGUCAAUGGCGUCGAGGAGGAUGUGCUGGUCGAUGAGGAGGAGGAGAAUGGUGACCACGGAGGAGGAAUGAAGGGACAAGAGGCUGUUUCCUUUCAGGAUAUACAUGGCAAGGGAAGAAGAGGACAGGAAAUGCUGCGAGCCAUCCCGCCGCCCGUUGUCUCGAAACUGGCCCGGUUAGUGCGCAAACCGCAGGGAAUUGUGGGAUCACUGGUCUACUACGCCAAGGAGGCGUUUGUCCUGCUGUUUAUGAGCUCUCCGGUGCACGAUACCCCCUCCUCCUCCUCGAUGGCAUCCACAGAUCUGGCCAAAUCCUCCCCCAUGCUGGCCCAAGCGGUGCAAGUGCUGGAGGAAGGAUGUCAGGAAGGAGACGCUGAUGCCAUGUUCCUGCUGGCCGAACUCAACUUCCACGGCAAUCAUUCCCAUCCGAUCAACUAUGACGAAGCCUUUCGACGAUACCAACAGCUGGCGCAUCUUACGGGCAACAGCACGGCGCAAUACAUGCUCGGCUUCAUCUACGCCACGGGAAUCGCUCCUUCCAUUCCAGCCGAUCAGGCCAAGAGCAUKCUCUACCACACUUUUGCCGCCGAACAGGGCAACACGCGCUCCCAGAUGACGCUCGCCUAUCGGAAGAUCUCGGGCAUCGCCUCUCCGCGUAACUGCGAUGAGGGUGUGGGAUGGUACAAAUCCGUCGCCGACAAGGCUAUUGCUUACUACCGCUCCGGACCACCGGGAGGCCACUCGCUCCAGCGGGAGGCUUAUCGCAUCGCGGAUGAACAUGGAGGCGUCUUUGGCGAAGGUGCCAGUGUUGCUUCCGCUGGACCCAACGCGAGGGUGGGCGGACCCACCAGCGAUGCGUAUGCAGAUGUUGAGGAUGUGUUGGAAUACCUCCAUCUGCAGUCCAACAAAGGCGACCUCAAAUCUACCUUUGGUCUCGCACGUCUCCACUACGACGGCUCCAGAGGAUUGAAGAAGGAUUACAAACUCGCCAAAACAUACUUCCUCGAAGUCGCACGGGAGUACUGGCCGAAUUCAUCCAACAAAGUCCGCAAAGAUGUCUCCGCAGRAACGGAGAAGUUCGCUUCCAAAGCCGCCGGCUACCUGGGCAGAAUGUUCCUCCGAGGCGAAGGCAUGGCACAAUCCUUCCCCAUAGCACAGAAAUGGUUCACUCGGGGGAUCGCCAGUGGGGAUGCUCUCUCGCAGUACAGUCUGGGAUUGAUGCAUCUCAACGGCUUCGGGGUGAAGAAGGAUGUAUUGAAAGCUGCAGACUACUUCGCAGCCGCCGCCGAUCAAGAUCUCGCCGUCGCACAAACCCAGCUGGGAAUCCUUUUUCUCGAUCAGGGCGAUACACUCACCGCGAGCAAGUACUUUGAACUUGCAAUUAGAAAUUCACACAUCGAAGCUCUCUAUUACCUGGCCGAGAUGUUCGAAAAGGGCAUUGGAAGGGAGAGGAACUGUGGUGUCGCCGCUGCUUAUUACAAGAUCGUCGCGGAAAAGGCCGAGGUGGUGUGGUCUUCCCUUGCGGAGGCGACCAACGCGUAUGAGGAUGGAGAUGUACAAAAGGCCGUCGUGGGGUAUCUCAUGGCUGCUGAACAAGGGAGUGAGAACGCGCAAGCCAAUGUCGCAUGGUUACUCGACCAAACCAUCCCCAAGUGGAGCUUCAUGCAUCUGUUGGGGAGGAAGCAGGGAUCGAAGAGGCUCCUCGGUGACUCCAAACUGGAACUCAUCCAUUGGACUCGCUCGGCCAAGCAAAGCAACAUGGACAGUCUGGUCAAGAUGGGGGAUUACUACCUUUCUUCAGGCGGUAAGACGGGGGAGGAACAGGCUGCUAUGUGCUAUCAAGCCGCGGCCGAGGGUCUAUUGAGUGCUCAAGCCAUGUGGAAUUUGGGCUGGAUGUUUGAGAAUGGAGUGGGAAUGGAGAGGGAUUUUCAUCUCGCCAAGAGGUAUUAUGAUCAGGCGUUGGAGACGAAUCCCAAAGAGGCCUAUCUUACUGUCAAGAUUAGUUUGUGGUGGUUGAGGUGGAGGAGUUGGUGGAAUGGCGUGGGACCCGAGUUGGAUUCCGACGAGGGGACGAAGAAGGGACGGAGGGGUUUUUGGGAGUGGGUGGGUGAUUUCCUGGAUGCGGAUGCCGAGAGGUGGUAUGAGGAAGGCGGGGAUGAUUGGGAGGGUGCUGGCGGAGAGGGGGGCAUGCCAGGAGGGGAUUAUGAUUAUGUCGAGGGCGACUUCGAGGGGGAGGUGUUGGAGAUGGUGGUUUUGGGGAGUUUGUUGUGUGCGCUUGGGGGUUUGAUCUGGUAUCGGGAAAUGGUUCGUAGGAGGGCUGCGGAGGAGGCUGCCCAGAGGGGGAAUGGGAAUGAGGGGGUUGGAGAGCAGCCGCAGCAGCAGCAGGGGAAUGGUGAGGGAGGGGAUGGUGGAUUGUUUCCGCAGCCGGGAGAUCCGGCUUGGAAUGAUUGGGUUGCUGGGGGCAUUGGGCAUUGA